Salvia hispanica is the source of this 3254-nucleotide messenger RNA. RefSeq names its product receptor-like protein kinase HSL1. Gene Ontology annotation, biological process: protein phosphorylation. The record is from RefSeq and is a predicted model, not a curated record. Lineage: Eukaryota; Viridiplantae; Streptophyta; Magnoliopsida; Lamiales; Lamiaceae. Gene Ontology annotation, molecular function: ATP binding; protein kinase activity; receptor serine/threonine kinase binding.
AAUCCAUAAACAAACAUGGCCUAGUUGAGGUUGAGCCAACUUCUCGCUUCCAUCUUCCCUUGUCCACUUUUCACUCCUGCGGCAACCACCACCCACCGCCGGCAAAAUGCUGCGCCACCACCAUCUCAUAUUCCUACUCCUAUUAACCCUCACAUCAUCGCCUCUAAUCCUUUCCCUGAACCAAGAAGGCGUCUUCCUCCAACAAGCCAAGCUCGGCUUCGACGAUCCCAACUCCGUCCUCGCCACCUGGAACCCUAGCCACGCCACUCCCUGCAAAUGGACCGGCGUCGUCUGCGAUCCCGCCACCCACUCCGUCGUCUCGCUCGACCUCUCCAGCUCCAAUCUCUCCGGCCCCUUCCCUUCCAUUCUCUGCCGCCUCAAAAACUUGAUUUCCAUCUCAUUCUACGAUAACUUCAUCAACUCCACUCUACGCCCUGACGACGUCGUUUCGUGCCAGUCUCUGGAGCACCUUGAUUUGGCGCAGAACUACCUCACCGGCCACCUCCCUGCCACGCUACCUCACCUCCCCAAUUUGAAGUAUCUCGAUUUGACGGGAAACAACUUCUCCGGCGUGAUCCCGGACAGUUUCGGAACGUUCCAGAAGCUUGAGGUGCUCGCAUUGGUGGAGAAUUUGCUCGAUGGGACGAUUCCGCCGUUUCUCGGAAACAUCUCGACGCUGAAGCAGUUGAAUCUGUCGUACAAUCCGUUUUCGCCGGGUCGGAUCCCGCCGGAGCUGGGGAACCUCACCAAUUUGGAGGUGCUGUGGCUGACGGAGACGAAUUUAGUCGGUGAGAUACCCGAGUCACUGGGUCGACUCGUCCGGCUCACCGAUUUGGAUCUGGCGUACAACUCGCUGGGCGGCGCGAUCCCGAGUUCGCUCACUGAGUUGACGAGUUUAAUUCAACUCGAGCUGUACAACAACUCACUGACGGGUGAGCUUCCCAGCUCCGGCUGGUCGAACAUGACGUCGCUGCGGCGGAUUGACGCUUCCAUGAACGAUUUGAGCGGCAGCAUUCCUGCCGAGUUGUGCGAUUUGCCGCUCGAAUCGCUGAAUCUAUACGAGAACAAUCUGCGAGGUGAAUUGCCGGAAGGCAUUGCUGAUUCCCCCAAUCUGUAUGAGCUGAGGCUGUUCCAGAAUCACUUAUCUGGGCGGUUACCGCCGAAUCUCGGUAAACUAUCGCCGUUGAAGUGGAUUGAUGUUUCAACCAACAAAUUUUCCGGUCCAUUGCCGGAGAAUUUGUGUCUCAAUGGUGCUCUCGAGGAGCUCUUGUUGAUUGAAAACUCGAUUUCCGGCGAAUUACCGGCGAGCCUCGGGGAAUGCCGUAGCUUGUUGCGCUUGCGGUUAGGGCACAACAGCUUUUCCGGUGAGGUACCGGAGCGCUUGUGGGGGCUUCCACACGUUUCCUUACUUGAGCUUGCCGGAAACUCGUUUACCGGCGGUAUUGCGAAAACCAUCGCCGGCGCUUCCAACUUAUCUCAGCUGAUUUUGUCGGGGAACUACUUUUCCGGUAGUUUGCCAGCCGAGAUUGGGCUUUUGGAUGGUUUGCUGGAACUUUCGAUCAAUGAUAACAAGUUAUCGGGUUCUUUGCCGAGUAGUGUAGUGAAUCUUGGGCAAUUGGUGAAGCUUGAUCUUCACAACAAUGGAUUAUCUGGUGAAAUCCCAAGCGGGAUUCAAUCUUUGAAGAGGCUAAAUGAGCUCAAUUUGGCAAAUAAUGGAUUUUCAGGGAAUAUUCCGAAUGAGAUUGGGGAUUUAAGUGUUCUUAACUAUCUCGAUUUAUCUGGAAAUAAGUUCUCUGGAGAAAUCCCUGUUGGAUUGCAGAACCUGAAGCUUAAUCUCCUCGAUUUGUCGAAUAAUCGUCUAUCUGGCGAUAUUCCGGCCAUGUAUGCCAAGGAAGUGUACAAAGAUAGCUUCUUGGGGAAUCCAGGAUUAUGUGGAGAUAUUGAUGGUCUCUGCAAUGGAAAAGGUGGAAUCCAGGAAAUGGGGUAUGUGUGGUUGUUGAGAUCAAUCUUCAUAGUUGCUGGAUUAGUUCUGAUUGUUGGUGUGGUUUGGUUCUACUUCAAGUACAAGAACUUCGACAAGGCGAAGAAGUCCAUGGAUAGAUCAAAAUGGACAUUGAUGUCGUUCCACAAACUGGAAUUUAGUGAGAAUGAGAUAUUGGAUGCUUUAGAUGAGGAUAAUGUGAUUGGAAGCGGGGCGUCUGGUAAGGUAUACAAGGUGGUAUUGAGCAACGGUGAGGCUGUUGCUGUGAAGAAGCUCUGGGGGCGCCCCAAGUCAGCUGAGGAUAGUGUUGAUUUGGAAAAGGGCAAUGGUGGUUUUGAGGCUGAGGUUGAGACAUUGGGGAAGAUUAGGCAUAAGAAUAUAGUGAAGUUGUGGUGUUGCUGCAGCACCAGGGAUUGCAAGCUUUUGGUUUAUGAGUACAUGCCUAAUGGCAGCCUUGGUGAUCUGCUUCACAGCACAAAAGGCAGUUUGUUGGAUUGGCCGAUUAGGUUUAAGAUCGCCUUGGAUGCUGCUGAUGGCCUGUCCUACUUGCACCAUGACUGUGCUCCCGCGAUUGUUCAUAGGGACAUCAAGUCGAAUAAUAUAUUGCUGGAUUCGGAAUUUGGGGCUCGGGUUGCGGAUUUUGGUGUGGCCAAGAUGGUUGAUGCUAAUGCCAAGGGGAGCCACUCUAUGUCUGUUAUUGCAGGGUCUUGUGGCUACAUUGCUCCAGAAUACGGUUACACGCUUCGUGUGAACGAGAAGAGCGACACAUACAGCUUCGGGGUGGUGAUUCUGGAGCUUGUCACAGGGAAGCAUCCCGUGGAUCCAGAGUUUGGGGAGAAGGACUUGGUGAAAUGGGUGUGCACCACGGUGGACCAGAAGGGCGUGGAGCACGUGAUCGACCCUAGGCUUGAUUCGUGCUUCAAGGAUGAGAUAUGCGCAGUCCUCAACAUAGGACUCCUCUGCACCUCCCCACUCCCCAUCAACCGCCCUUCCAUGAGGCGCGUGGUCACCAUGAUGCAAGCCAUCGCCAACGGCACCCACCACAACGCCCCCGGGAAGGACGGAAAGCUGACGCCUUAUUACUAUCAAGACGCCUCCGAUCAACCCACUUGAGGGGUGAAACAGUGAAAAAUUGUUACUCCACAUAUUAGGUGAGGGGAGUCUGCCAAUAUGUAAAUGAAUCAACCACCAGAGGUUUUGUUACUCUGUUUGGAGAUAUUCUUACAUUUAUACCUUGUCUCAUUUAUGCACCUAACAUGUUCACUUGCAUCAA